GUUUGUACCUGUGAUAUAGGACUAAUACAUUAAGAUGCUACGGUUUGUUUGUUUAGCAGUAUUUUUUCAUUUAUCUGUGGGAGAAAUUUUUGAUUUCGUGGAUAUUGAUGAUGAAAAUUCUCUGUGGCGACAAAGUGACAAAAUCCAACAAAAGACAACAGAGUGCCAGGUACAAACAAAAAGUGGUUUGAAAUAUGGUACGUGUGUCCCAUACGCCAACUGCUUAUUAUCACAAGGAAAUCCAAGUGGGAUAUGUGGAAUACUCAAAACCUGCUGCGUGUAUGAAAACACUUGUGGAAAGUCAAGUAAUUCUAAAGUUAGUUAUUUCGAAGCGAGUGAAGUUUCAAAUGGUGUAACUAAUUGUGAAUAUGUUGUUAAACUUCGAAACAAGAAUAUAUGUCAAGUUAGGUUGGAUUUCAUUAAAUUCAAUUUAGCACCAGCAACAUUAACUUUACCUCAAUAUGCCUCUCAGAAAGUAUAUAAAUGCGUAGACGAUAUACUAAAAAUCAAACCAAACGAUUUCAACAUACCAGAUCUAUGUGGAAAUAACGACAAACAACAUGUCUACGUUCAUGUGAACCAAACUGAUGGAGUGACUAAAGGUGUCUCUUUACAAAUGACGAUAGCUAACAGAAAUUAUAAUCCCGCCCUAUUUUCUCCAUCUUGGAGGAUAAAAAUUACUCAAUUAGAAUGUCCUGGUAAGCGAAGCGGAAUUAAUUUCGGAGAUAACCAGGAUGUAAUCGAAGACUUCCAUCUACUUGCUCCUCAAGGUGCAAUACAAUAUUUCACUGAAUCUACUGGUUAUUUCAAAUCCUUUGGUUUUGAUGGAUCCGUAACUCGCCAGCAAAGUUAUACCUAUGGUCAAUUAUAUGCCAUUGCAUUCAAAAGAGAAGUUGGUGUUUGUGGUAUUAAGUUUUCACCUGACUACAUAUCUAUACCUUACGACAACUCCCUAGGAAUCCAUAAAGAUUCAGAUUGCUAUCACUACUUGUAUGUACCAGAAUUGUACUUCGAUAAUCCGUAUUCUUUGUUCAGUGGACUUGUAGCCAAAGUAUGUUUAGAAACUGCAGAGGAUUUUAGAUCAUAUGCACCAGGACCAUUUUACGUGCAUUUCAAUUCAAAGAACGCCAACUUCACUACAGUAGAGGAAAAGAAACAAGGAUUCAAUAUCAAAUAUCAGUUAUUGAGUAGAUGUCCUUAGAGAGGCCAUAACAGAUUUCUUAAUUUAUUUCUAAUUUAUUUUAAUAUAUUAUUGUGUAGUUUUCAACACUGUUAUAUGGAAAUUAUAUUCAUAGGAUUAAAUAAAACUGAAA
This is a messenger RNA of Diorhabda carinulata, 1313 nucleotides long. RefSeq lists its product as uncharacterized. The coding region runs from base 35 to 1201 and encodes 388 amino acids. Lineage: Eukaryota; Metazoa; Arthropoda; Insecta; Coleoptera; Chrysomelidae. The record is from RefSeq and is a predicted model, not a curated record. The transcript has 8 exons.